Messenger RNA from Metschnikowia bicuspidata var. bicuspidata NRRL YB-4993, 1041 nucleotides. RefSeq names its product phosphopantothenate--cysteine ligase. Gene Ontology annotation, biological process: coenzyme A biosynthetic process. Bases 1 to 1041 code for a protein of 346 amino acids. Gene Ontology annotation, cellular component: nucleus; cytoplasm. Gene Ontology annotation, molecular function: phosphopantothenate--cysteine ligase activity. The record is from RefSeq and is a predicted model, not a curated record. Lineage: Eukaryota; Fungi; Ascomycota; Pichiomycetes; Serinales; Metschnikowiaceae. The transcript has a single exon.
AUGUCGCCCAACAAAAACUACCACACCUCGAAACCAGAGGUGGAUUCUGCAAUUGACCGCGACGCCCCGGAGCAUCCGGUAGCCCAGCUUUUGGAUGAAGACGACUACUUCCAUUCGCACUCGGCCCCCUCCUAUUUGGCCGAGGUCGAGGACCUGGUCUCUCAGUUUGUAGACCACCACAUGGCCACCGGCAAGCGAGUCGUGUUGGUGACUAGUGGAGGAACCACGGUGCCUUUGGAAAAUAACACUGUGCGGUUCAUUGACAACUUUUCUGCCGGCACGAGGGGUGCCACCUCUGCCGAGUACUUCUUAGAAAACGGUUAUGCGGUGAUCUUCUUGCACCGAGAGUUCUCUCUUUUGCCCUACUCGAGGCAUUACAGCCACACGACAAACUGCUUCUUGGACUACAUGGUUGAGAAAGACAACAAGGUGGAAAUCAAUCCGGAGUUGGCCGACGAGAUGCUCGUCGUGUUGCGCAAGUACAACGAGGCCAAGAGCUCGCGGUCGCUUCUCCCCAUUCCUUUCACCACCGUGAACCAGUACCUCUACACUUUGCGCUCGGUUUCUGAGAUCUUGAAGAGAAUCGACUGCAAGGCCUUGUUCUAUCUAGCUGCGGCGGUUUCGGACUUCUUCUUACCUUCCUCGAGGUUGCCAAAGCACAAGAUCCAGGCGCAGCCCAGUGGAAAGUUGGUCGUGGACUUGGAGGCCGUGCCAAAGUUCCUCAGGCGCUUGGUGGACAGCUGGGCCCCGCAGGCAAUGAUCGUGUCGUUCAAGCUUGAAACUGACAACUCCAUUUUGAUUCAAAAGGCGAGUGAAGCCUUGCGUAGAUACCACCACCAAUUGGUCAUUGGUAACUUGUUGCAGACCCGCAAGAAAGAGGUCGUCUUCGUGACGCCCGAUGGCAAAGAGAACUGGGUGCGUUUGACCCAGCAUGAGAUCGACGAGCAUGCCGAAAUUGAGAGUCUCGUCAUCCCUUCUGUUAUUCUGGAGCACGAAAAAUGGAUAGUCAAGUGGAAUGCGGCGAAGGGUGACUCCAGGUGA